This is a messenger RNA of Symbiodinium necroappetens, 469 nucleotides long. The record is from the annotation of a GenBank genome assembly. NCBI's taxonomy places the organism in Eukaryota, Dinophyceae, Suessiales, Symbiodiniaceae.
AUGUCUGGAGCCGUCUUGGCGGAGAUGCUGGAGAAGAUGCGCGUGCGGGACAGCGAUGAUGCCCGCACCGUGCUCAGCAAGAAGUUGUCGUAUGUCCUACGUCAUGGAGCCAAACAGCUCGAUCUUCCCAUUACAGACGGAGGCUUCGUGGCGCUCGCCGACCUGUUGGCGAUUGAGCCACUUUUCGGCGGUGUAAAGACAGAGGACGUGUUGGAGGUCGUGGAUGCUUCGAACACCGAGAAGCAGCGGUACGAGUUGAUGCAGCAAGACGACGACUGGCUCAUCAGGGCCACCACCAAGCACACGAUGGAGGGCAUCCAGGCGCCCACGGCAAAACCGAAGAAGUCGCCCAAGCGAGCGAGCAAGGAUCGCAGCGGGCGCUUUUUUCCGACCGACGAAGAGGAGUUCUGCCAGACAUGGAGGCUGGACCGAAUGGCUCGGCAGAGACUCAGCGAGCUGCCAGAAGCAA